Messenger RNA from Tarenaya hassleriana, 5493 nucleotides. Its product is annotated as rhamnogalacturonate lyase. The transcript is spliced from 14 exons. NCBI's taxonomy places the organism in Eukaryota, Viridiplantae, Streptophyta, Magnoliopsida, Brassicales, Cleomaceae. Gene Ontology annotation, molecular function: catalytic activity; carbohydrate binding. The coding region runs from base 28 to 5451 and encodes 1807 amino acids. The record is from RefSeq and is a predicted model, not a curated record.
GAAAGGGUAUUAACUUUCCGGAUUCCUAUGCUUUUUGCUUGGAAUAUAAGAGGCUUAAAUAGCCCGAAUAAAAGAUUUUUGACUAGGAAGUGGAUUUUGGAGAAGCAACCACUAGUGGGAGCCCUUCUUGAAACCCACAUCCAAGAGGCAAAUUUUGAGAGAAUUUCUGCUGCGUUACCACUUGGGUGGAAACAUGUCUGUUUUUUUGGAGACCAUAAUACAGCUCGGAUUUGGAUUGUAUGGGAACCAACAACCUUAGUCACGAUCUACUGCCACACCAAACAGGCAGUCACUUGUGGAAUUGAAAACAGAGGGUCGGGUAUAACACUUACUGCUACCUUUGUUUACGCCUCCACACUUAUGAGUGAGCGUAGAAUCCUAUGGGAACACCUAACGCUCAUUGGUCGAUACCCUCUUGUUGCUCAGUCUCCCUGGAUUGUCCUUGGGGAUUUUAACCAAACUCUUGUGCCAACAGACAGAUCAGACUUUCCGGUAUGUUUAACUUCACAACAGGGAAUGCGAGAACUCACGGAAUGUGUACAGCUAGCUGAAAUCUCGGACGUGCCGUCUAGGGGACUAACCUUCACAUGGUGUAACAACCACACCACCGCCCCUCUCUCGAUUAAGCUUGAUCGAGCAAUGGCAAACGCCCCAUGGAGAGCUACGUAUCCGAAUGCAUAUGCUGAAUUUCUACCCCCGGGUCACUCGGAUCACACCCCUUGCCUAGUCCAUUUUCCGGACUCUCUUCCUCAGGUACGCCGUCCUUACAAAUUUUUCCAUCACCUCACUUUGCUUCCUGAGUUUUUGCAGGUAGUCAGAACCAAUUGGCUAGCAGAUGGAAUCGAGGGCACUGCCCAAUAUCAACUAUGUCGGUCCUUGAAACAAUUGAAAAUUCCGCUAAGAAGCCUCAAUAAAACCGCAUUCUCUCAGCUGUCUUUAAGAGUCCAGGAAGCCGAAACUCGAUUAGCAGACGCUCAAACCACUUUGCUAUCUUUCCCGACUCCGAGGAAUCUAGCUGAGGAAAAGGAACAACGGAGGCAGUUCAUGUUGUUGGCCCUAGCCGAAGAAAAGUUUUACAAGCAGCGGUCCAGAAUCAAAUGGCUACGGCUAGGAGAUAGAAACACGGCCUACUUCCACAAAGUCACAUCUACGCGGAAUUCACAAAACCAGAUUCAUUUCCUUGAGGAUCACCAGGGAAACAGGCUGACAUCCCAGACAGACAUCAAGGACUUUGCUGUCUCCUUCUACUCUCAGCUUCUUGGAAUCAGUGACUUGACUGUACAGAAACCGACGGUGUCUUGGCUGAGAAAUCUGAUCAGAUUUCAUGACGAUGAAAGAGUUAUAGGAGUGAUAGACAGUAUCCCCUCUGAAGAAGAAAUCCGUGGGGUAGUGUUUGGCUUACCCAACAACAAGGCGCCCGGACCUGACGGGUUUCCAAAAGAAUUCUACACAGAGACCUGGUCAAUAGUAGGUGGGGCAGUAACAAAAGCUGUCAGGGAAUUCUUCGUCACGAGCACUCUUCUCGGUCAGCUCAAUGCAACAUCCAUUACCCUUGUCCCGAAGAAAGAGGGAGCCAAGAAACUCUCAGAUUUUCGUCCGAUAAGUUGUUGCAAUACGAUCUACAAGGUCAUCGCAACUAUCCUUACCAAGCGAUUGCGUUCUGUGGCACAAAGGUUGGUCUCGGCGAAUCAAAACGCCUUCCUAAAGGGAAGACUAAUGGUGGAGAACGUUCUCCUUGCCUCAGAGAUCAUACGAGAGUACAAUCGGAAUUCGGCCCACAAAAGCGCCAUGAUAAAGAUUGAUAUCCGGAAAGCGUUCGACUCGUUAGAAUGGGGCACAAUAAUCCAACUCCUCAAAGCUAUGAGCUUACCUCCGAGGUUCACCCGUUGGAUCGAGGUAUGUAUCUCUACACCUAAAUUCUCUAUUUCGGUGAAUGGUGAUCUUGCAGGUUACUUCAAGGGACGCAAAGGUCUAAGGCAAGGAGACCCACUCUCACCUUAUUUGUUCAUCAUGGCCAUGGAGAUAUUAAGUCGGAUGUUGGAUCGUUCGAUUAUGGAAGGAAAAAUCCAGCCACACUAUAGAUGCAAAAGCCCGUUGAUCAGUCAUCUCUCUUUUGCGGAUGACAUCAUCAUCUUUUCCAAAGGGGAUGUUCAAUCGCUAAUGGAAGUGAAAAGGGUGCUCCAUGACUUCAGCAACUUAUCUGGGCUUCAGAUUAAUCCGGAAAAAUCUGAGUUGUUUCUUGCAGGAUGUUCGAUUGAUGAGCAGAUCGCCAUCUCCACUGCGGUGGGUAUUGGAAUGGGGCACCUCCCGGUUCGCUAUUUGGGGGUCCCAUUGAGCCCCACUAGGUUAUCCAAGACUGACUACCUACCACUUCUUCAAAAAGUCAAGUCUAAGCUCACCAAUUGGCAAACUAAAUUCCUCUCUUCAAUGGGAAAGAUCCAGCUGAUCACGACCGUCAUAUACGGUCUAGUGAACUCCUGGAGCAUGACGUUUUUGCUGCCAAAGUAUCUUCUCAAAGAGAUUGACAGUUUAUGUGCGGCUUUCCUAUGGCAACACUCAACCAACUCGACUCCGAGUCACCGUAUAGCUUGGGAUGCGAUAUGUAAACCGAGAACAGAGGGAGGACUUGGACUACGAAGAUUGGACGAAUUCAAUAAGGUGUUCCGACUAAAAUUGGUUUGGUUGUUGUUUAGUAAAGCAGGUUCACUAUGGGUAGCUUGGGUGAAAUCGAACAUCUUCAAGGACAAAUCCUACUGGGGACUCAAGGCACAUCAAAAUGUGAGCUGGAAUCUGCGUAAGCUGCUACAGAUGCGCAAUCAGGCCCGGGAAUUCAUUGGAGUCAAGCUCGGAAAUGGGAGAGAUACAUCAUUCUGGUAUGACUCUUGGCUAGAUAUUGGCCCUCUCAUUGUGUUUAUUGGUGAAACAGGACCAGGUCUACUGCGGUUGCCGAAGAGUGCCACUGUAGCCGAUGCUGUGCGCAACGGCAAUUGGUCUCUUCCGCCGGCGAGAAGCAAUAGAAUACAAGAGCUACAUCUGAAGCUGCUAGAGCUGAAUCCACCGACUAAUGAUGCUGGUCCGGACCUCCCAACCUGGCGACACAUGGGAGGCACUCGAAAGACCUUCUUUUCCUCUAGGCAAACAUGGGAACAACUAAGAUCUCCGGGAACUGCGUUUGAAGGCUGUGGCUUAGCAUGGUUCCGACAGGCUACUCCAAGGCAUGCGUUCUUAACGUGGCAGGUGCUCCAAGAACGUCUCCCGACUACCGACCGGCUCGAGACGUGGGGAAUCCAAGCUCCGAAUCGGUGCAUUCUAUGUUGCGCCGACUUGGAAUCACAUCCCCACCUGUUCUUUGGUUGCAGAUUUAGUCGCUCGAUUUGGUUGCACUUUGGACGGCUAAUGGAAGACCCCCCUCCGACACAUAUCCGAUACUUUCUGGAUUGGACCAACCAAUCUACGAACCGUGACGAAGCUACGAUUAAGAAGUUACUCACGCAGGUUAUCACAUACACCAUUUGGAUGGAAAGGAAUUCUCGCAUUCAUAGAGACCGACACCUUACUAUCCAUCAAGUAAGACUCAAGGUUGAUCGGACCAUGAGGAACAAACUAAUCUCUCUCCAUAAUCCGGGCGCGACAGAAAACAAAUUAUUACAACAGUGGUAUCGCAUUACUUCAUGUAGGAACAUGUAUUGGGAUCUUGUGUGGAGUGAAGAAGGAAGUGGAGGAACAACGGGGACAGAUGAAGUGAUCAGUGGGACAAGUUUCGAAGUAGUAGCAGAGAAUGAGGAACAAGUAGAGAUAUCCUUCUCCAGAAAAUGGGACACAUCUCUUCAAGGCAAAAUCGUACCAAUUAACAUUGACAAGAGGUAUAUAAUGCUAAGAGAUUCAUCUGGGUUCUAUUCAUAUGCAAUCUACGAGCAUCUUGCUGAAUGGCCAGCUUUUAACUUGCCUCAGACAAGGAUUGUCUUCAGGCUUAGAAAGGACAAGUUCCGGUAUAUGGCAGUUGCAGACAACAGACAGAGGAAAAUGCCAUUGCCCGAAGACAGAUUGCCGAGACGAGGAAGAGCAUUGGCUUACCCCGAAGCCGUUCUUCUUGUUCAUCCUGUCGAAGAAGAAUUCAAAGGAGAGGUCGAUGAUAAGUAUCAGUACUCGUGCGAGAACAAAGAUUUGCGAGUUCACGGUUGGAUAUCGCAGAAUCCGCCUCUCGGGUGUUGGCAGAUCAUUCCAAGUAACGAGUUCCGAUCAGGCGGGCUCUCGAAACAGAAUCUUACCUCUCACGUCGGCCCAAUCAGUCUCUCGAUGUUUUUGAGUGCCCAUUACGCCGGUGAGGAUAUGGUGAUGAAGAUCAAAGCAGGGGAGGCAUGGAAGAAAGUGUUCGGACCUGUUUUCACUUACCUCAAUUGCUUACCAGACGGCGUUACCGAUUCUAUUUCUUCGUUGUGGCGAGAUGCCAAAAACCAGAUGCUUAUCGAAGUCGAAAGCUGGCCCUACGAUUUUCCAGCUUCCGAAGACUUUCCUGCCUCGGAUCAACGAGGUAGCAUAAGCGGAAGAAUAUUAGUUUGUGACAAGUUCGUUAACGACGGAAAUUUACCCGCAAAUGGUGCUUUCAUCGGUUUAACGCCACCUGGAGAGCCCGGAUCGUGGCAACUUGAAUCCAAAGGUUACCAGUUUUGGACAGAAGCUGAUGAAGAUGGAUACUUCAUGAUCAAUAAUAUCCGAGAAGGCGAAUACAAUCUAAACGCUUACGUGCCGGGAUUCAUCGGUGAUUUCCAAUACGAACAAGAGAUUAGCAUCACUGCAGGUUGUGAUAUCGAUGUUGGCAAUAUCGUGCAUCGACCUCCACGAGACGGGCCGACGCUUUGGGAAAUCGGCGUACCGGAUCGCUCUGCAGCCGAGUUCUACGUCCCGGAUCCAAACCCUAAUUACAUCAACAAAUUGUACAUUGAUCAUCCUGAUGAGUUCAGACAGUACGGUUUGUGGGAAAGGUAUGAGGAAACGUACCCUCAAGAGGAUUUGGUUUACACCGUUGGCCUUAGUGAUUAUAAAAAAGAUUGGUUUUUCGCACACGUUACAAGAAAAAGAGGGGAGGAUGCGUACGAAAGAACGACAUGGAAGAUCAAGUUUGUGAUGGAUAGUGUCGACAAGAACAACUCUUACAAACUCAGAAUAGCCUUAGCCACUGCCAAUGUUGCAGAAUUGCAGGUGAGGCUAAAUGACAUGAAUCAAGACCCGCCAAUGUACACAACGGGUGUAAUAGGACAUGACAACGCAAUUGCAAGACAUGGGAUACAUGGGAUUUACAGGCUCUACAGUGUAGACGUACCGAGUGAUUUGCUCAUUGAGGGAGACACUAACACUCUCUUUCUCACUCAGCCCAUUAACAUUGGACCUUUCAAUGGCCUCAUGUACGAUUAUCUCAGAUUUGAAGGACCCUCUAUCGACCCCGCAUUUUAAUUUAUAAACAAAUAUUUCUCUUUUUUCUAAUAAAUAUUUCAU